GAAGUUGGGGGAUGAGUGGAAGUAAUAAUAAUGGAUUAAGUGGAAGUAGAUCUAAUGGUUAUGAUUUUGAGUUGCAGAUAGGAGAUCGUCAUUCAAAUGUGACAAUUUUAGUAGUUGGCACUAAAGCAGAUCUUGUUAAACAAGAAUUAACUGGUCGCCAGAGAAGAUAUAGUAUUGUCGACGAAUAUGGAGCAGCUGAAAAAAUUAAUGCAUUUUUUGAUAAAGUUAUUGAUAAAAGAUUUGGUUUUAUGGAAAAUUUACCAAGUCCAACAUUUGGAAAUUUUGCGACGAGUUCAUCAAUUUCAUCAAUUACAGGAGUUCUAUCAAAUAGAGAUGAUAGAAGACGUUCAACAGUAGGGACAACAACGAAUGGUUUACCUUCUAGUCCUGUCUUAACUGGAUUUUCUAGGAAUGAAGAAUCAAAUGGAUUGCUUAGAUCACCAUCACUGAGUCCAGUUUCGUUAAGAACAUUAAAUUCAUCACCAAAUCUUCGAGAUAAUAAUGUAUCAUCUAAUUUAUUAUCAAAAUCUAGUUCAUUAAGUUCAUUACGAGAUAAUUAUAAUGGAAUUAUCGGCAAUAGAUCUUUGCAUAAUUAUCUUAAUGGAGAUUGA
Molecule: messenger RNA, 611 nt
Organism: Diversispora eburnea
Lineage: Eukaryota; Fungi; Glomeromycota; Glomeromycetes; Diversisporales; Diversisporaceae
Source: the annotation of a GenBank genome assembly